This is a messenger RNA of Rhizophagus irregularis DAOM 181602=DAOM 197198, 2159 nucleotides long. Lineage: Eukaryota; Fungi; Glomeromycota; Glomeromycetes; Glomerales; Glomeraceae. The record is from RefSeq and is a predicted model, not a curated record.
UGAAAGCAAUCAGACCCUACGAAACGAAAAAGAAAAUUUAGAUAAGAAGAUGGUUGAAUUAGAGUCUUCAAUAAAAAUAUCCGAUGAGAAAAACAAUUCUCUUGAAGGUUAGUAUUUGCAUUAUAUUUAAUAGCUUUAUAAUCAUACUAAAAAUAUUUUCGAAUGAAGACGAAAUCCGAACUUUGAAAGUUGAUCUUAGCACUUAUCAACAAGAAAUAAACCUUCUUAAAGAUGACAACAAUAAAUGGAGAGACAGAUUCCAAACUGUGCUCAACAAAUAUGGUAUCAAUGAUCCUACUGAACUACAACAAUUACAAGAUAAUUUAAAAUCUGUUACGGAGAAUCUGAAAGUCAUUACAGAGGAACGCGACAGAAUGAAGUCCGAAAUUGAUAGGUUAAAUGCGGAUAUUGAUUCUCAUAAAAAACAGAUAAAUGAUCUCAAAAGUACAUCUGACAGUGCCACCAAGUCUAAUCAUACUCUUAAAGCUCAGUUCGAUAACCUGAAGAUAUCAGCAAUGAAAUUCAAAACUGAUAGAGAUAAUUAUAAGACAAAAAUUGAACAGAUGGAGAAGGAGAAUACGCAAUUUAAACAAGAGAAUGCACAAUCAAAGAUGGAGAAUACAAAAUUAAGAGAAUCACUCGAAGGGCAAAAGAAAAAAUUUCAAGGACAUGUGCAGAAUAUGCAACGAACGCUGCAACAAAAAGCUACAAGCCAACUUCAAGUUUAUCAGGAACAAUCAAAGAAAGAAAUUGAAGAAUUGAAGAAACAAAUUGAGGAGUUGAAGAAACAAAACGAAGAGAAGACAAAACAAGUUGAGGAGAAGACAAAACAAGUUGAGGAGAAGACAAAACAAGUUGAGGAGAAGACAAAACAAGUUGAAGAAGCUUUAGAAAAGGAACCAGAAUUAUUGAGAAUAAAAGCGCAAGAGUCUAUGUAUAAGAGUAAAAUUAGUAGAUUGGAGACUGAGAAUACCGAGUUAAAGCAAAAAUUUCAAUCUUCGUCAGAAAGUUCGUUGAAAGAAGUAGUCGCUAGUCAACCUACAGCUGAAACUAUAGCAAAAGAUACGGCAGUAAAGACGGAAGAAUUUUUGCAAUCAUUAUUGCCUAUGACAUCUGUUUCAUCGUUAAUUCCAACGACUACUAAUUUACCUGGCGUAACUUCAACUGUACAUAAUGAUUCAAACACUACAACUUCACCCGGAAGUCCAUUUCAAGCUGUGCAAGAACUACAUAAUGAUGCACAAGAAAACGUUUUACAACCGCCAGUUAUGCAACAAAUAACAGUUCAACCUGCUGCUACUGCUGCUAGUAGUGGUGAUGGUCCGAAUAUGACAGGCGCAUCAGUUUCAGUUAGAUUACCCGGCAGUAAUACUGGACAAAUUCAAAAUGCACCGAGAGAGAAGCCACCUGUUAAAAUUCAAAGACAUCGUGGGCCAUUAGUGCUUCCAAGUUCGCCUCGGGGUCCGUCUCAGGUAGCUUCGCCUACGCCCACUGUCGAAGAACAGCCGUUGAAUCAGUCUCAAACUGUAUCAGAUACAGAAAAAGUUGUUCAACCAUCCGAAGUAACGGAAGCAAUAGCAAUAACUGUUCAGCCCGCUCAAGAAGUACCAAAUGAAAUUCAGCCUGAGAACGAACCAUUAACUUCUGUAUUAGAGGAAACUCCAGCUGAAGCUACGGUUCGUAAGCGUUCUUGGGAUGAAGUUGAAACACAAGAAGAAUCUCUUGGUUACAUCCACUUCAGCUGUACAAGUUGAAGAUUUUGAUAUUACAAUUCCCUCAAAUAUUGCUGAUGGAGGUGAUGAGGAAGAAGUGAAGGGUGACGCCGUCGCCAACUCUCCAACCACGAAUGAUGAUGUUGCGGGAUUUCCAGCAACAAAAAAGAUUAAGGUUGAAGAAGAAUAAUUAAUUAAUAAUAUUUAAUUAAAAAAUUAGAUUUUUCGAUAACUGAUUUUAUAAUCUUCGCAAUAUGUUAUGUAUAAUAUACAAAUUUUUACAGCGUGUGUAAUGAGUGAUCGAGUUACACGUUCUUAAAGUAGUAAUAUUGAUUAUCAAGUGAUAAUUUGAGUACAUUUUUCCCGAGUAUUUUCUUUCUGAAAAUAAAAAGUAACCCUUUAUUCCAUAUUAGUAUUUUUACAGAUUAUAGACAAUAUUUAUUGAAA